UCGGACAGUCAAGACACUAAUUUGCUGCUCCUUCGCGUCUCAUACCUCGUCUUCCUUCGCUGCCCCUUCGCCACUGCCUGGCGUCCUGCACCGGCCCUACUGCGCUGUAUUGACUCUCUACAAUCACUUAGGCACAGGUGGCACUUGGAAACCGUGUUCGUCAAAGACGACGACAGUCCCCUUCGCGGCGCAUUUCAGUGAGCAUUCCAGCAAGCCAGCAACAGAUGACGGCAGGAACAGAGCAAUAUCUGCUUCCCGACGAGGUUUGCGUCGUUGAGCUGCGGCUGAAUGACACGAACAGCAAAGACGUGGCGUCGCGGCCGGCGCCUGAAGCCGUCGCAGUGAAGGAGGCGGCAGCGCUUGAGCCUCAGUCAACGGCAGCGUCGCCCAGCGGUGGCGUCGUCAAGCUCGAGGCUGUCAAGUCGCAUGUCACCUGUGCCCUGUGCACCAACCUCAUCGCCUCGUCGCUGGUGCUCUCCUGCGGGCACCAGUACUGCGGCAGCUGCCUGUUCGAUUGGCUGGGCAACAAGCCCUGCUGCCCCAGCUGCCAGGUACCACUGCGCGCAAUCCCGAUGCGCUGCAUCGCGCUGGACAGCAUCGUGGAGGCCUUCCUGUCGUCCCUCACCGACGCUGACCUGGUGGCUUACAAGGCCCGCCAGGAGGAGGGCAAGUCGGCCGCCAACAAGGUCAACAAGAUGUUCUGGUGGCUGCAGCCCUCGGCCAUGCCCGGUGUGCCGGGAGGCGCGGGCUCCGCCGGCUUUGGUGCGGCGCCUGCGCCCGUGCCUCCGCUCCCCAACAUGAUGGGGCCCAAGUCUGGCUCCUUCUCCGGUGCGCCGCUGCCGCAGCAGCUGCCCAACGGCGGCAUGAUGACCGCCGGCCUGAUGGGCGCCACCGGCUACAACAAGGCCCCGCAGUCGCACAGCGGCAUGGGCGGCGGCCGCCGCUCCUCCAACCCCGGUGCGGGGCAGACGCAGCAGCAGGGCUUCCCGCCGCGCGCCGGCCGCUCAAACUCCUUCUCCGCCGGCGGCGCCCAGCACAGCGGCAUGCCCGCGCCUCCGCUGCUGCCCCCCCAGGUCGCGGCCAGCAUCGCCGCCGCCGGCUUCGCCGCGCCGCCGCCCAUGUCCAUGGGCGGCGCCGGCGCGACCGACUUCGAGUCCAAUUACCUGUCCUUCGCCCAAAAGUUCGGCAUGGAGGGUGUCGCGCUGCCGCUGGUGUACCAGCAGCUCCAGCAACAGCAACAACAGCAGCAGCUCCAGCAACAACUGCUGCACGCGUGCGCCUCCGCCGACCUAUCGGGUAUGGAUCUGACCGGCGCAUCGUCGUCGGCCUCGCAGUCAUCGUACACCGACCCUGCGCAGCUGCAGCAGCUGCUUCAGGGCCUGUAUUUUGCGUGAUGUCCUGCUCAGAUAAAUCAGAAGAGGUGUGGCUUAGCCUGAGAGGGAGGCAGCACUGAGUGAGGUGGGCUUGGCAGGCAGAUGGUAUUUGGGCUGUGGCAAGUUGCGAGGUAGUUGUUGGGCGUGCACGUGGGGCUGAGCGCGCCCUUACAGCAGCAGGAAGGGAGGAGGCGUGGAUCCCAGCAGCCUGGGCGCCGGUGCGAUGCGAAAUCGCAAAGCGUUAAUGAACAACAGCAGGUGGGCAGACUGGGGGGGCAGGACACGUGAUUUUACAAACGCAGGUAGUGUGCAUUUGCGCCUAGGAUAGCGGCAGUCGUUUAGGACAAUAGUCUCAGCGCGUGUAGGCAAGGGCACCAAUCGUAUGACGCUGGACGCUGGUGAUGCAGGGCUCUAAGUAGACUUGUGGGUUACAACGGACUGCGCAGCCGGAUGCCAACGCUAACGGUUGGCGCCGAGCGGGGCCUUGCCAACUGACUCCUUGACGCUAUUUCCAUUUCGACCAUUGCAGUAGCUUGCUCUUUUCUUUCUAAUAGUGUGUUAGGUGCAAUGUUUUACAAGUGAUGCAAGGGCACGUGGGCGGCUAGGGGAUGGGCUACGGCAUGUGUUUAGAUGCCGCAUGCAGGCUCCUGCCCUUUGGAAGGAUGCCGUGCUGGGACUGACUACUUUGCUGGCGAGGGGCUGUACCUAAUUUAUCCCUGACAUUCACUUGAGCUGUUAGCAGCCCUAAUGUGGCUGUACGCGAUAAACCUGUAACGAUGGAUUGUG
Chlamydomonas reinhardtii is the source of this 2159-nucleotide messenger RNA. RefSeq lists its product as uncharacterized. Lineage: Eukaryota; Viridiplantae; Chlorophyta; Chlorophyceae; Chlamydomonadales; Chlamydomonadaceae. The record is from RefSeq and is a predicted model, not a curated record. Gene Ontology annotation, biological process: proteasome-mediated ubiquitin-dependent protein catabolic process. The coding region runs from base 225 to 1394 and encodes 389 amino acids. Gene Ontology annotation, molecular function: ubiquitin protein ligase activity; metal ion binding. The transcript is spliced from 4 exons.